GACUGCGAAUGCGACGUCUCUCCGAGUCUCCUCCCCGGGGUUGAGGACUGCGAAUGGGGCCUAGAGUUUGUCUAUUUGCACUGCGACGCCACACGACCGUUCAUGAGUUACGAGGGUUUGGUCUGUUUCCCUGAAACAGAGUGGGUCAACGUUUUGAACCCUUCCACGGGUCAACUCCGGCGAUUCCGUUGCCCCUCCCUCUUGAAUCCCCGCCCAAACCCCACCACGUUUAGGGAAGAAUCAUGGACGACUUAUUUCCCGGGAUAUUGUGCGAUGGGAUUCGGUAGAGACAAUGUUAAGGGUAGCUAUAAAGUAGUAAGGAUCUUCCGUGAUCCUAACUAUUGCGAUAUCCUUGACGUCAACAAUGGUGAAUGGCGGAAACUUUGGAAACCAAAUCGUUACAAGGUUGAUGUCGGAAGAAAAUCGGCGUGUGUCAACGGAUCAGUCUACUGGUUACGAAUUAUGCAUGAUCAUGUCUACACGAUACUCGCCUUGGAUCUUCACACGGAAGAGUUCCAUGAUGUCCCACGUCCGCCUCUUCCCAAGGGCAUCAUGUUGGAAGCACAGAUUGCCAACAUUAGGGAUCGUCUUGCCAUAGCCAUGCCCGUUUUCCAUCCUCUUCAGCAGUACGAGCUAGAGAUAUGGAGUAUGGAUGAUGCACCACAAGAUACAUGGAGCAAGACUCACUCCAUUAGUUUAGUUUCUCUUGGUAUCGAGGAGUCUAGGUCCUUCACGCCCGUGACUCUCUCUAAGCAAGGGGAUGUUCUCUUCUAUGACGAUGAAGACUUGUUGUUCAAGUAUAUUUCAAAGACAGACGAACUCCAAAGGCUCGCUGAAGACAUUUCUGUUAUAUCUCAUUACGUUGAGAACUUGGUCCCACUUCCGGCUCAACAAGUCGAGUUAAGGACUGGAAUUACUUGCCUCCACCCUCUUGAAAUAGAACCACUGGAUAGGAUUCAACCAAGAAGCGUCCACGAGUUUCUCCGUAAGGGAAUGAGAGGUCAGAGAAUCUUCCAAAUAUCUAGGAACUCGGCUAUGGAAAAACAAAAUCCUCAUGCUUGUCGAUUUCCUGCUUGGCCUGCUGCUUCUGUACAUCUGGCUAACUGAACCCAUUGACGGGUUAGCUCUGGUGUUUCU
Arabidopsis arenosa is the source of this 1137-nucleotide messenger RNA. The record is from the annotation of a GenBank genome assembly. Lineage: Eukaryota; Viridiplantae; Streptophyta; Magnoliopsida; Brassicales; Brassicaceae.